UCCUAGACUUUCAACCCGGUCAUCAAGUGUCUCAAUUGGUUCUUGCCGUUCACCUAUUUACUCUUCUUGAUAAAUACGUCACCUGACCUCAUCGUCUCAUUGACUCCACACUAACCCCCUUUUUCACCUCCCUAAAAUCUGAAUUCCGAUUGAUUGAACUCAAAAAUGCACAGAACCUACUCGUUGAGAUCUCAAAGAGCUCCUACCGCUGCUCAAUUGCAAUCGCCACCACCUCCUCCAUCGUCCACCAAGUCCAAGUUCUUUGGCAAGGGCUCGAUCUCCCACACCUUCCGUAAGUCGGCUGCCGGUGCCCUCGGUCCGGAAUUGUCGAGAAAGUUGGCCCAGUUGAUCAAGAUGGAAAAGAACUUGAUGAGAUCCGUCGAAAUCACCGCCGGCGAACGUAAGGACGUUGCCAAGCAAUUGUCCUUGUGGGGUGAAGGCAACGACGACGACAUCUCUGACAUUACCGACAAGUUGGGUGUCCUCAUCUACGAAGUCGGUGAAUUGGAAGACCAAUUCAUUGACAGAUACGACCAGUACAGAAUCACCUUGAAGUCCAUCAGAGACAUUGAAGGCUCUGUCCAACCAUCCAGAGAGAGAAAGCAAAAGAUCACCGACCAGAUCGCUUACCUCAAGUACAAGGAUCCUCAAUCGCCAAAGAUCAAUGUCUUGGAACAAGAGUUGGUUAGAGCCGAAGCUGAAUCCUUGGUUGCUGAAGCUCAAUUGUCCAACAUCACCAGAGAAAAGUUGAAGACCGCCUUCAACUACCAAUUCGACUCUAUCAGAGAACAUUCCGAAAAGAUUGCCUUGAUUGCUGGUUACGGUAAGGCUUUGUUGGAAUUGUUGGAUGAAUCGCCAGUCACUCCAGGUGAGACCAGACCAGCCUACGAUGGUUACGAAGCUUCCAAGCAAAUCAUCAUUGACGCUGAGAAUGCUUUGGCUUCCUGGACUUUCGACUCUGCCGUUGUCAGACCUACCCUUUCUUUGGCUGCUCACGAAGACGAAGAAUACGAUGUCCAAGACUUGGCUGAGGAAGCUGAAAACUUGCAAGUCACCGAACAAGAAUGGGACAACGAACACAAGGUUGAAGCCUAAAUCUACUGACGGAACGUACAUUCGUUCCUUUUUGACGAUGUCAGUGCAACUACUUAAGGUUGUUGUGCUCACUGAAAAGUUGUCCCCUUACUGUUGAAUUGGCGAAAGUCUGUCGUUUACUUUUAGUUUAGUUUCAUCCCUUUAAUUCUUGUACUAUCACACAUCGUUUGUCUUUAUAUAGUUAUAAUUAAUAAAUUAUACGUCUUGUGUUUUG
Molecule: messenger RNA, 1309 nt
Organism: Scheffersomyces stipitis CBS 6054
Lineage: Eukaryota; Fungi; Ascomycota; Pichiomycetes; Serinales; Debaryomycetaceae
Gene: LSP1
Product: lipid-binding protein
Exons: 1
Coding region: 166-1095 (309 amino acids)
Biological process (GO): endocytosis; negative regulation of protein kinase activity; eisosome assembly
Cellular component (GO): eisosome filament; plasma membrane
Molecular function (GO): lipid binding
Source: RefSeq, a predicted model, not a curated record